CACAGUUGCUCAUAGAAACAGAUAAAGAUAGAUAUCACACUGAAUCUGAAUUUCCAUUAUUCAAUGAAAAGCCAUAAUUGAAUAUUAUUGUGGGUGCGUUCAUGAUAAAAUAUUUUGCAUUGGGAAACAGGGUGAAAACCACUUAAAUGUUUGAUCUGAAAUAAUUACGUGAUAGGACUGUACUUCCUUGGUGCCAGUCAGCGAAUGAAACUUCCUAGGGCUGAGCUUUUGAAUCUCAACAAUUAAGCAGCAAUUUUAUGGCUUAUGCUCUGAGGUUAUUUAUAAAUGCAAUACUGUGGGCAGCAGAAGCUCUGUAAGCUCCCACCCUCUAAAAGAGAGGGAAACCAAUUCUGUUCCCUUCCCCUGAGGUAACACAUCUCUGCCCACAUUCCUAGAAAACUGAUAAGCCUUCAUUUUCAUUGCCUAGAUAUGGUGAUACCUGGAGAUCUCCUGCCAUUACAGCUGAUCUCCAAAUUACCAAGAUCAUUUUUCCUUGACGAAAUGGCUGCUUUGGAGGGGACUCUGGCAUUAUUCCCUCCCCAAACUUCAUCCUUCCAAGACUCCAGCCCCCAAAUAUCCAGUGCCUGAAACAGUAUGUAGAGCUUUUGAUCAGGGAAGGACUAGAAACUGCAAUUAGCUGCCCUGACGCUACCUGCCCAAAGCGAGGUCACCUACAAGAAAAUGAAAUCGAGUGUAUGGUUGCAUCAGAAAUCAUGCAGAGAUACAAGAAGUUACAGUUUGAAAGAGAGGUGCUCCUGGAUCCCUGUCGGACUUGGUGCCCAUCUUCAUCUUGCCAAGCAGUUUGCCAACUUCAGGAAUCGGGACCUCAGAAUCCUCAGCUGGUACAAUGCCAAUCUUGUGACAUAGAGUUCUGUUCAGCGUGCAAAUCCAUAUGGCAUCCGGGGCAAGGUUGUCAAGAGAAUAUGCCAAUCACCUUCCUCCCGGGGGAGACAAGCUCUGUUUUUAAAAUGGAAGAAGAUGAUGCUCCAAUCAAACGCUGUCCCAAAUGCAAGGUUUAUAUUGAACGGGAUGAAGGCUGUGCUCAAAUGAUGUGUAAAAACUGUAAACAUGCCUUUUGCUGGUACUGUUUGGAAUCACUUGAUGAUGAUUUCCUCCUUAUACACUAUGACAAAGGUCCUUGCCGGAAUAAGCUGGGUCAUUCCAGGGCAUCUGUGAUUUGGCAUAGAACACAGGUCGUGGGCAUCUUUGCAGGUUUUGGUCUGCUGUUGUUAGUGGCUUCUCCUUUCCUUUUACUCGCGACGCCGUUUGUUCUCUGCUGCAAGUGCAAGUGUAAUAAAGGAGAUGACGAUCCGCUGCCGACUUAGAUGGAGCGAAGAUGGGACUGGUUCUAUGCAGUAUGUUUCCCACCCCUGCUUGCUCUUGACAUUGAGUUUAGUCUCACUAGACCCAAUUCUGACUUCAAGCAAGACCUGAGGUGCCGUGACCUAGCAGCUACCACAGCUGCUUAUUCUCAGUACCAAGAAAGAGUCUGGCAUUCCAGGUGUUCCCGUGUGUUUAGGGGCAGGCAUAAAACAAGCUGUACAUCAGAAAUGUAUGCAUAGGUAACACAGGCUGUUUCUUUGUUGGCCCUGAGGCUCCUUUGGCAAACUCGGAACUGAGUUGGUCUUAUGAAAUGAAACUUUUCACAUAUCAAUUGGAUCAAACUGGGGUGUCCCCCUGCUAAACCAAUGUGCUUUCAUUACCGCUUGCCAUUUUAAUAUCAAUCAGUUUUAGUAUCACUUUUAAAAGCAUUUAUUUUCUUACAACUGGAUCUCUGUUACAGUUGCCACUGGAAAAUAUGUGAACCCACCAAACAUACAAACAGUAAUAACAGAAGUCCAGUAAAACUAUCCAUUGCCUUUGGCAUUUCAGAGCAAGAGAUUUGAGUUAUAACGAAAGACCUGCUAUCCAGUCCAGGUUGUUUUUUAAAAAUGUUGGAAUUAUUACUCCUUUUUUAUUUUCCUGGAUAUUUUUCUUUCUUGGCUGUCAGUUACCUUCAACACCAAUAGGGCUACCUAACUUCUAAUCCAGGUAUCUUCUUUUGUAGAGAUGAUUCUGUUGAAACCAAAAGAGAUGUUCUCCUAAAUAUUAUGAAGAUUCAAGGUAUGAGACAUCUGUCUUGGUCCACAGAUAUUGAUGUAAUUAAGGACACGAUCCUUCCCCACUCAAGCAUAACUUGUUCCACAGGGCCAAUCGUAGGGCUAAACUUCUUUUUAUCCUGCUGGCCUUCGGGCCCCUACCGCAAAUGCAGAAUAAUGCACUUUCAAUACACUGUCACAAUGGUUUGCAAGUGGAUUCUGCACAGCUGUAAAGUGCAUUGAAAGUGGAUUGAAUGUGCAUUAUUCAGCAUGUGCGGAAGGGGCCUUGGUAUCUGCAUUCACACAAGCAUACUGACCACUACGCUAAAUGGGAUGCCUCUCAGAUAUUCAUGCAUUCCUCUUGGUCUUUCCCAGCAUCCCACUUGUCAAGCUACUUGAACCCUAUGCAGGCCUAUAUUGACAUCCUGACCUUUGCGGAGGAUGGGGAGGGAUCAGUGCUCAGUUUCUUUUUCUGUUUAAUGGCUAGAGCACACUGAGCCCUAUCUAGGAAGUGGGACAGGAGUUUCCGUAACCCUUGUGUCUGUCUAGCCCAGCAACACUGAACUGCAUUUUUAGAGAGAAGGCUCAUAUUCCAGAGUACUAAAUUUGUUUGUAUUACUAUCAGCAGCUGCAUCCUAUUAACUGAGUAUGAAAACUUCUGAACUUUUUUUUUGCUUCAUCUAAUGAAAUGCCUGCAAUGAUUGUAUGUAAGGUCUGUUAAACAUGUUAAAUAUUUAGUCCACUUUCCAAUCAGUUAUAUCUCAUGCUGUAUGAUACUGUGGCAGUUAUUUUCUUAAAGGACUUAUUUUCUUAAAGGAAUACCCAUUUCCCAUUUUAGAUUUUGAUUGCUUUUCUGCUUUCUUGUUUCAUCUGUUACAUAAUUUGAAGGGCUGAACUUCUACAGAGGGAGUCAAAUAUGGAAGUCAACAUACCUGAUAUCUGUUGGGGUUAAGCAGUGUUUCCCCACCUGGGGUAUGCGUACCCACCAGAGCAGGGGUCUGCAACCUGCGGCUCUUCAGAUGUUCAUGG
Sphaerodactylus townsendi is the source of this 3107-nucleotide messenger RNA. RefSeq names its product ring finger protein 144A (gene RNF144A). Lineage: Eukaryota; Metazoa; Chordata; Lepidosauria; Squamata; Sphaerodactylidae. The coding region runs from base 696 to 1325 and encodes 209 amino acids. The transcript has 7 exons. Gene Ontology annotation, biological process: protein polyubiquitination; positive regulation of proteasomal ubiquitin-dependent protein catabolic process; ubiquitin-dependent protein catabolic process. The record is from RefSeq and is a predicted model, not a curated record. Gene Ontology annotation, cellular component: cytoplasm; ubiquitin ligase complex; Golgi apparatus. Gene Ontology annotation, molecular function: ubiquitin conjugating enzyme binding; ubiquitin protein ligase activity; zinc ion binding.